Molecule: messenger RNA, 2001 nt
Organism: Anthonomus grandis grandis
Lineage: Eukaryota; Metazoa; Arthropoda; Insecta; Coleoptera; Curculionidae
Exons: 3
Coding region: 434-1450 (338 amino acids)
Source: RefSeq, a predicted model, not a curated record
AUAACAACAUAGGGGGUGAUUUUGAUUGAACAUGACUCCCUCUAUCCUCUGUUUGAGUUUGAUCCAUCACUUUUUGGACACCCUGUAUAUAUACACAUACUCUGGCAUGCGUUAUCUCUAAGUCUUUUUGAAAAAUUCAUUCGCAAUCUAAAGUGUUUUGUGUCAUGACAAAAGUACAGAUCAAUAUCUGUAUCUAUCACGUGCAGUGUGGUGCGAACUAAUGUUCGCAGUCCAUUCGAUGUUUGACUUUGGUACUGAACGCAUUGAAUUUUUCUAGAGGUGUUUUAACUGCUUCCUACUAAAAAUCUUUGUGUUUGUUAAGUCUAAUAACUAGGUAGCUGGAACGGCCUGAAAUCUUCCUACUGGCAACACAAUCCAUCUCGGAAAAUUGAUUCGCGAAUUUCACUCGCGAAAAUCAUCAGAUUUUAUAUUAAUGGACCAAAAUUUACUACUCAAUAAACCCACGAGAAAGUGGGUUCAUGAGUUUAAUGAAGACCACAGGCAAAGCGAAUACUACUUAACCUGCUUACCUAUGCGUGGUUAUCCAGACAAAUUUAAAAAAUAUCACAGAAUGACCGUUGAAACGUUUGACUACAUCUUGUCACACAUAAAAGGGGACAUACAGAAGUGGAGUAACUUCAGGAAUUGUAUAGAGCCAGCAAAAAAACUGUCGAUUUUGUUGAGGUAUCUAUCAACAGGUCUUUCCUUUGAAGCUCUGAGCGAAACAUUUCGCAUGAAUAACUAUAAAAUCGUAGAAGAAACUGCUGAUGCUAUUUGGAACCAAUUAGCUCCAAUCCAUUUACCGGUUCCAAAUCGAGAAAGAUUUCUUGAAAUUGCUGCAGAAUUUAAGGACAUGUGGAACUUUCCUAACUGUGCCGGUUGCAUAGACGGCAAACAUGUUAAAAUCAAAGCUACUCUGAAGAGUGGUACCAUGUUUUACAACUAUAAACAUUUUUUCUCUGUUAAUCUUCACGGUGUAGCAGACGCUCGGUGUAAAUUAAUAUUCAUUGACGUUGGAGCCUUCGGAAAGCAAAGUGACGGGGGCGUAUUCGAAGCUUCUCGAAUCUCAACUUUUUUUGAAAAUUGCUCUGAAACGUUGCCAGCUCUUUCACCAAUCGAUGACAGUGACACUCUGGUUCCAUUUGUUCUAGUCGGUGACGAUGCGUACCCUUUAAAGACUUUUUUAAUGAAACCAUUCAGUCAAAGAAAAAUGACCGAAGAACAGCGCGUUUUCAACUAUCGAUUGUCACGGUGCAGAAGGUGUAUAGAAUGCGCAUUUGGAAUUUUAACUGCAAAAUGGAGAUUACUCUACAAAGUUAUUGAAACAGAGGUAGAAAAAGCUGAGAAAAUAAUCAAAUGCAUGUGCCUUCUGCAUAAUUUGAUUAUUGACAAAGAGAAUAUUACACUGAAUCAACGAGUGCUUGAAGACGCUCUACAGGAAUACCAAUAAAAACAUGAAAGACCAGAUCUUGGCGGACGACGAUUUAACAGAUCCUCUACUGCUGCACAAGAGGGACCACAAAGCCACUCUCUCACGCACUAACUCAAUCAAGUUUCCUUUGUUUACCAUUAUAACAACAAUUAUUAUGAUUUAUAAACACGAGCCAAAUGGGAACACCAAACACGAACCAACCUUAAAAAAAAACUAUUUUGAUUGUUGUCAGACCAGUUCAGACCCGCUCAGACCUUCAAGUCUGAAGAAAUUCCGCUUCCAAUGUAGGACCAGCCUUAUGGGACGCCGUGAUGUUUCGAUAUUACAGACUUACGCUGUUACGAUGUACAACGCACGCGUGAGUUGGGCAGUAAGCUGGCGAAUGCGUUACGAAAAGUGUUAUCGGGAGAGCGAGGUAGUUAAGAAGAUAUGAGUUAGCGGAGAUAGAAAAAGAGAGUUACGGUUCGUAUAUUACUGUAGGAGCAAGAGAAAGGCCGUGCGAGGGCACAUAUUCUUUCUCAGACAAUUCAGUCAGUAGUUCGUCUGCGAGUUUGCUAGCAUUACGCGAA